AUGUCUACUGAGGCUAUGGACAUUGACGAAUCACCUAACAGUUCUAAAACUACUCAAAAGAAAGAAAAAGAGGGGAAAAGGAGGUUUGAAGUUAAGAAGUGGAACGCAGUCGCCUUAUGGGCUUGGGGUACGUUUCAUGCCGUCUUUGUGAAAGUGCUUACAACCGCAGAUAAAUCACCAAUUUGUGUCCUUGCUUCCUUCCUGUAUAUAGACAUCGUUGUAGAUAACUGCGCUAUUUGUCGAAAUCAUAUUAUGGAUCUAUGUAAGAACUAA
Messenger RNA from Paraglomus brasilianum, 273 nucleotides. The record is from the annotation of a GenBank genome assembly. NCBI's taxonomy places the organism in Eukaryota, Fungi, Glomeromycota, Glomeromycetes, Paraglomerales, Paraglomeraceae.